AUGUAUCUUCGCGGCGUUCACGCAGAGCAGAGCAUCCCUGCGCUUCGCAAGCUCAUUCGCGACUUUCCCCUCGGCAUCCUCACCACGGCAAUUGCAUCUCAGACGCACCCUCUUAUUCAAUCAAGUCACAUACCUUGGGUUCUCGACGUCGAAGAUGAGUCGAGCGAGACUGAGCUUGGCGUUUUGCGCGGCCAUCUGGCACGUGCGAACCCUCAGAGCAAGGUUAUGAUCGAGUCACUAUCAGCCGAGGGCCGCACUGGAACAGGAAACGUUCUUGAUCAGGAGGUCAUGGUGCUCUUCACCGCACCAACGCAUCACUACGUGACCCCGAAGUUCUACACCGAGACUAAGCCUACCACUGGUAAGGUCGUGCCAACCUGGAACUAUGCCGCCGUCCAGGCGUACGGUCGUGCCAAGAUCUUCUACGAGUCCAAGGCUGAGGAGACCAAAAACUUCUUGGGAAAGCAGAUUGAUGAUCUUUCGCGUCAUGGGGAGACGUCCGUCAUGGGGUAUACUGGCAAGGGCGACCGUCCUGGGCCCUGGAAGGUUACUGAUGCGCCAGAGCGCUAUAUUGAGCUGUCUAAGAUGGCUAUUAUCGGCAUUGAGAUCCAGAUCGAGCGGCUCGGUGGCAAAUUCAAGAUGAGCCAAGAGAUGGGAGAGGGAGAUCGAGAAGGCGUUAUCAAGGGUUUCAAGUCACUAGGUACCGAUGUGGGCAAUGGUGUUGCUGACUUGGUUAAAGAGCGUGCCGAGCUCAAAGAGAAGUCUAAGCAAUGA
Messenger RNA from Colletotrichum truncatum, 774 nucleotides. RefSeq lists its product as uncharacterized. Lineage: Eukaryota; Fungi; Ascomycota; Sordariomycetes; Glomerellales; Glomerellaceae. The record is from RefSeq and is a predicted model, not a curated record.